Messenger RNA from Colletotrichum orchidophilum, 1524 nucleotides. RefSeq names its product phosphomethylpyrimidine kinase. Gene Ontology annotation, biological process: thiamine biosynthetic process. Lineage: Eukaryota; Fungi; Ascomycota; Sordariomycetes; Glomerellales; Glomerellaceae. The transcript has 11 exons. The record is from RefSeq and is a predicted model, not a curated record. Bases 1 to 1524 code for a protein of 507 amino acids. Gene Ontology annotation, molecular function: phosphomethylpyrimidine kinase activity; thiaminase activity; hydroxymethylpyrimidine kinase activity. Gene Ontology annotation, cellular component: cytosol.
AUGGUUCAGGGACGAGUUCUCGUAAUUGCUGGCUCGGACUGCUCCGGCGGAGCCGGCCUCGAGGCGGACCAAAAGGUCAUUGCAGCGCACGGCUGUUAUGCCAUGACCGCCACCACGGCCCUGACGGCGCAGGAUACGACCGGCGUGCACGAUAUCCACCAUGUGCCGCAAAAGUUUCUGCUUAAGCAGAUUGAUGCUUGCAUUGGCGACAUCGGCGUGGACGUUGUCAAGACUGGCAUGCUGGCUUCGCCUGCCACGAUCAGGACGGUCGUUGACGCUCUCAAGAGGCACAAUGUCCCCAAGGUGGUCGUGGACCCGGUCAUGAUUGCGACCAGCGGAGCAGAGCUGCUCCCCCGCGAAGCCGUCGCCGAGCUGUUGGAGCGUUUGCUGAAGCUCACCACCGUCCUCACGCCCAACAUUCCCGAGGCCAAGCUCAUCCUCGAGGACUCGGGGUACAAAUCAAUCAACGUGAAUAGCGUUAAAGACCUCGAGGAGAUGGCAAAGUCGGUCCAGGCGCUUGGGCCCGAGUGGGUGCUCGUCAAGGGCGGACACGCACCUUUCAAGGAGGAUCUCACUGUGGCACAGAGCGAGGGGGAAAAGGCUGUCGUCGUGGAUGUGCUCUACGGACACGGCGAGUUUUGGCAUAUCCGGAGCCCUUACCAGAGCUCGACUAACACGCACGGCACCGGUUGUUCGUUGGCCUCUGCUAUUGCGUCUAACCUGGCAAAGGGUCUCGGGGUGCCGGAAGCUGUCAAGUCGGCUUGCCGGUAUAUAGAGGCCGCGAUUAAGACCGCUCCCGGGUACGGAAAGGGACACGGUCCGUUGAACCACUUUCACUCCAUCCAGACGCUGCCCUUUGCACCGGGGCGUUUCAUUGAGUACAUGCUUGAGAGACCAGACGUCAGGGAUGUUUGGAAGACCUUUGUAUACCAUCCUUUCGUCAUGGCCAUGGGAGAUGGCACACUGCCCAUGGAUUCGUUCAAGCAGUACCUCAUCCAGGAUUAUCUCUACCUCGUCCAUUUCGCCAGAGCCAACGCGCUGGCUUCUUACAAGGCAAAGAGCAUAGCAGACAUCGCAGCUGGUGCUACAAUCGUCAAUCAUAUCACCCGUGAGAUGAGCCUGCACAUCGACUAUUGCAAGGGUUUCGGCAUCACUGUCCCAGAAAUCGAGGCCACUGAAGAACAUCAAGCCUGUACGGCGUACACGCGCUACGUCCUCGACGUGGGUGUCAGCGAGGACUGGAUCGCCCUGCAAAUGGCCCUCGCGCCGUGCCUGCUCGGGUACGGCGCCGUGGCGAACCAGCUCCACGGCGAUGUCAAGACGAAGCGCGAGGAUAACACAUACUGGAAGUGGAUCGAGAACUACGUCGCUGAUGACUAUGUCGGGGCGGUUAGGACCGGUUCUGACUUGAUUGAGAGACACGCUGCCUUGCAGAGCCCGUCGAGUAUAGAGCGGUUGGUCAAGAUAUUCAUUCACGGCACAAAGAUGGAGAUUGGAUUCUGGGAAAUGUUUCCUUACCGGUGA